AAAACGAAUGUAUUUUACAAUUAAAAGCAUAUUUUGUGUUCUGUGUUUGGUUUUUCAUGUAAGUAGCGCCUAAUGUGACUCAUAUCGUAGAGACACCUUAUGUUACAGUUAAAUGAAUUACAACAGCGGUCUAUUCCGUUCAAUGUCGUGUGGUCUUCAAGCAGAAUAUAGGUGGUCAUGAAUAAUCCGAGCAUGUAGUUGAAAUGGCAGUUGAACAGUGAUUACGUAGGCCAUGUCUGGGGUUAUGUGUGAUGGUUAAAAUUGUAUUCGUGUACAUGGAUGAAACCUUAUAAACAGAAUAUAGUAACAAAGUGUUGUUAACAGUACUCAUUAAUGUUUUGUAGAACACGUAUAUGUGGAUCAUUACAUAAGGUUAGGCACAUUAUUAGACUUUUACGGACUUGUUUCCUAGGUCUUAGGGGAUUGUUUAUUGCUGUCUGCAACAAUUCACAUGAAUGUAUCUUGGCCAUUGAAUUGGUGUGAGACAUAGGGCCUAAAUGCAUACUGUUUUCGUUGGUUUGGCGUAUGUACCUUUACAGGCGAAAUGCGACACAAGGCACAACUAUUAUUGCUUUUGAUGCUGUUGGUGUGGGUGGAGGUUGAUGGAAGUAAUCAAGAUGGUAUAAAAUCAAGACGUGAUGAGAAACAAGAAAGCAAAGAAGAGUCUGACACCAAAAAUGAUCAAAAUGUAUAUUUGAAUCGUAUUGACAGUAUUCGUUCUAAUGCUGUGAGGAUUGUUCCUGCUCCUGACUUAUCAAAGUCAGAAGAAAAAUGGAAAGGUGAUGAUGAUAGUGAAGCUGGAGAUGUGGAAGUGGAGUUACUAUCUGAACAAGCCAAAUGGAUCCAAAGGAUGAUUGCCGAAGUAGAAGGGGUAGGAACCGAGUUAUUGGAUGAAGGAGAUGAGGAAACAGUUGAUGUUAGAGAAGAUGAAAUAGAGGAUUUGACAACAGUACACCCACCAAGAGAGCUUACACCUCUGGAAAAGCAAGCUCUGAAACUGUAUGAAAGUGGACUUGCAAUGUUGAAUGUGACACGUCCAAAUAAGCUUGAGGCAUAUCAGAUGCUGCAGCGAGCAGGUGAGCUGGGUCACAGCCAGGCAAGAGUCUUAGUUGCUUGGGCACAGCUCUUGGGUUCCCCCAUGCCACAGGAUAUUGAAACAGCUAAACAGGCAUUUCAAGAAUUGGUUGAAUUGGGUGUUCCAGAUGCGCACAUGGGUUUGGGAUUUCUUUAUGCCACUGGCAUUGCUGUAAAUGCAAGCCAAGCAAGAGCCAUUGUUCAUUACACAUUUGGAGCUAUUGGAGGUAGUUUGUGGGCACAGAUGGCUUUGGGUUAUCGCUACUGGUCGGGAGUGACUGUUGCUACAAGCUGUGAGAGAGCCUUGGACUUCUAUAGAAAAGUUGCAAACAAAGAUUUAAUAGACACCAUCUGAUAUUUCCAGAACUUUUCUGGACAUGGGAUAUUUGUCAGUUAAAACUGAAAAUGUCCACUAAUGACUUGUAGCCAUGAGUGUAGAUUUAAGGCCAAAAUCAUUCUAAAAGACAGUACAUGUAAUAUUAAAAUGAUUAUAAAAUACUGUACAAACAACUUUUGAAAUACAAUAUUAUACUAUAUAA
Molecule: messenger RNA, 1613 nt
Organism: Zootermopsis nevadensis
Lineage: Eukaryota; Metazoa; Arthropoda; Insecta; Blattodea; Termopsidae
Source: RefSeq, a predicted model, not a curated record